CGAACAGUGAGAUAGUCUACAACGAAAGUGUUGAACGAAAAAAUGGCAGUGACGGAAAUUUUGUUGAGCAUUAUUUUGGCGGCUGUUGCCGCAGUCAUUUAUAUAGCGCAUCGUAACUUAACAUAUUGGCAACGGAAAGGCAUACCGCACGAUUCGCCAAAUUGGAUUCAUGGCAAUCUACAAGGUGUUGGAAAGACUAUGACUUUUGCCGAAGCCUUUACUAAAGUAUACAAACGGCACUUGGGGUCGGGUCCCUUUUGCGGUUUUUACUUUCUACAAAAGCCGACGGUCCUUGUACUAACACCGGAGUUGACCAAACAGGUGUUAAUUAAAGACUUUAACAACUUCAGCGAUCGGGGCAUGUAUGUCAACGAGGAAGAUGAUCCCCUCACUGGGCAUUUGUUUUUGUUAGAUAGUCAGAAAUGGCGCGUGAUGCGUAAUAAACUCACACCCACCUUUACCUCUGGUCAAAUGAAGUUCAUGUUUCCUACUGUGGUUUCGGUGGCUGAGCAAUUCGUUGAAACCUUAAAUGGCGACAUCAAGAAGAGUAGCGUAAUUGAGAUCAAGGACCUGUUAGCACGUUUCACCACUGAUGUAAUUGGAUCUUGUGCUUUUGGCAUAGAGUGUAACAGUCUCAAAAACCCUGAUGCUAUUUUCCGUCAAAUGGGUCGUCGUCUCUUUACUGAUCGUCGUCAUUCUACUUUCGGUGAUACCAUGAUAUUGGCCGCUCCGAGUGUGGCACGAAAACUUCAUGUUCGUUUGCUACCGGACGCGAUAAAUGAUUUCUUCUUCAACAUUGUACGUGAAGCAGUUGAUUAUAGAGAGAAGAAUAAUGUGCAGCGUAAUGAUUUUUUGAAUAUUCUGAUGGAAUUAAACAAAGGAAAAUUAAAGUUCGACGGUAAAAACGGGGAAAAAGGGCUUACGUUGGAGGAGAUGGCGGCGCAGGUGUUUGUCUUCUUUAUCGGUGGCUUUGAGACAUCAUCUACGACACUUUCAUUUUUACUCUUUGAGUUGGCCCUAAAUCCAGACAUUCAAAAGCGCCUACGCGAAGAAAUACUAGAGACGGUUGAAAAUCAUGGCGGUAAGGUGACUUAUGAAUGUGUAAAUUCGAUGGCUUAUAUGAAACAGGUCGUAGCAGAAACACUUCGUAAGUAUCCAGUAUUACCACAUUUGCAGCGUAAGGCUAUGGCCGAUUAUGUUGUGCCUGGACAUCCAAACUAUGUGAUAGAAAAAGAUACAACUGUAUUCAUACCAGUAAUGGCAAUGCAUCAUGAUCCCGAGAUUUACCCGGAACCCGAAAAAUUCGACCCGGAACGUUUUGCACCGGACGAAAUGAAAUCACGAGACUCCAUCAACUGGUUGCCCUUCGGCGAUGGUCCACGUAAUUGUAUCGGCUUGCGUUUUGGUCAAAUGCAGAUACGCGUCGCCCUGACAUACUUAUUACGUAACUUUGAAUUCAGCAUCUCCCCGGCGACUGAGAUUCCUUUGGUAUUCAAUCGCAAGCAGUUUGUAACCGGUACCGAAAGCGGCAUCCAUUUGAAAGUACAGUCGAUUUAAGGCGAUGUACUUCUCUUCAUUUUAUAUAGUUAAAGGAAGCCCUAAAAAAAAAC
Bactrocera tryoni is the source of this 1610-nucleotide messenger RNA. Its product is annotated as cytochrome P450 6a2-like. The record is from RefSeq and is a predicted model, not a curated record. Gene Ontology annotation, molecular function: oxidoreductase activity, acting on paired donors, with incorporation or reduction of molecular oxygen; iron ion binding; monooxygenase activity. Bases 43 to 1557 code for a protein of 504 amino acids. The transcript is spliced from 2 exons. NCBI's taxonomy places the organism in Eukaryota, Metazoa, Arthropoda, Insecta, Diptera, Tephritidae.